Pyrus x bretschneideri (Chinese white pear) is the source of this 3368-nucleotide messenger RNA. Its product is annotated as myosin-2 heavy chain-like. The record is from RefSeq and is a predicted model, not a curated record. The transcript is spliced from 8 exons. Lineage: Eukaryota; Viridiplantae; Streptophyta; Magnoliopsida; Rosales; Rosaceae. The coding region runs from base 157 to 2727 and encodes 856 amino acids.
AAAAAGGAGACCUGUAUCUUUAUAUAUAGGGUUCGCGCAUGAGAGAAAACACACCCAAAACCCUAGCUCUCUCUCUUCGACCUUGAAGAAGGACGAAGCCCAAGGUUAAUUGGCUCUUCUUGUUACUGAUUGAAGACGUAUUGCAGUCCGGCAGAUAUGGACUUUGUGUACUUUAAAGACCAGCAGAACUUGAAAAAGCUUGAGAAAAUUGAGAAGUUUGAAGCUCAACAGACGGUGGAACUGAAGAAAAUUAUUGUGCAGCGUGAUGCUGAAAACAAAGAGCUUGCCAAACAUCUCGAGAUAACAGAGGAUCAAAUUAAUGAACUCGAGAAACAUCUUGCGCAGACUGAAGCUGAUAAGGAGACACUUAAGAAAAAACUUCUUGGACUACAGAAUGAAGCUAAAAUAAACAAACAGCUUAGCAUGAAAGUGCUUGAGCUGCAAAAUGUAGCUGAUCAAAACAAAAAACUGAAGAACGAUCUUGAGAAAAAGCUUGAGCAGAGCGAAUCUCGGAAGAAAGAGCUUAGUGAAGAACUUCAGAAGAUUAAGGAUAAAAAGGAAGAGCUUGAGGAAAUUCUCGACAUAAAUGAGGCUGAAAUGGAAGAGCUUGAGGAAGCUCUCGAGAAAAUCAAGACUGAAAAGGAAGAUCUUGAGGCUGAAAAGGAAGCUCUUGAAGACGAGCUUGCGCAGAUCGAGGUUGAUAAGAAGGCAUUUAACAAGAAAGUGCUUGAUUUGCAGAGUGAGGUUGAUCAAAACAAAGAGCACCAGAUUGAUCUUGAGAAAAUGAUUGAACAGUGUGAAGCUCAGAAGAAAGAGCUUAAAGAAGAGCUCGAGGAGAGUGAGGUGCAACUGCAACACACGAAGAAUGAGCUUGGGAAAGUGAUUGAACAGAAGGAUGCUGAAAAGGUAGCUCUUAUGCAAAAGCUUGGGAAAACGGAAGCCAGUAAGGUCGAGCUUAUGAUAAUUAUUGCGCUGCGGGAUGCUGAAAAGAAAGAUCUUACCAAACAUCUGGAUAACACAGAGGCUCAAAUUGAUGAAUUAGAGAAAGAUCUUGAGCAGACUGAAGCUGAUAAGGAGGCACUUAGGGAAAAAGUUCUUCAGCUGCAGAAUGAAGCUAAGAUGAACAAACAGCUUAGAAUGAAAGUGCUUGAGCUGCAAAAUGUGGCUGAUCAAAACAAAAAACUUAAGAACGAUCUUGAGAAAAAGCUUGAGCAGAGCGAAUCUCAGAAGGAAGAACUUAGGGAAGAACUUGAGGAGAUUGAGGCUGAAAAGGAAGCUCUUCAGGCUGAAAAGGAAGGUCUUGAGGAAGAUCUUGAGAAAAUUGAGGCUGAAAAGGAAGAUCUCGAGGCAAUUGAGGCUGAAAAGGAAGAUCUUGAGGCUGAAAAGGAAGCUCUUGAAGACGAGAUUGUGCAGAUCAAGGCUGACAAGAAGGCACUUAACAAGAAAGUGCUUGAGUUGCAGACUGAGAUUGAUCAAAACAAAGAGCAUCAGAAUGAUCUUGAGAAAAAGAUUGAACAGAGUGAAGCUCAAAAGAAAGAGCUUAAAGGAGAGCUUGAGGAGAAUGAAACCCAACUGCAACAAAUGAAGAAUGAGCUUGAGAAAGUGAUUGAACAGAAGGAUGCUGAAAAGGAAGCUCUUAUGAUAAAGCUUAGGCAAACUGAAGCUGGAAAGGGCGAGCUUAAGAAAUCCCUUGAACGUUUUGGGAUGGAACUGCAAGAGCUGACGAAAAUGAGCGAGGAGAAAUCACAUAGGUUCAUCACGCUUGAGAAUGAUUUUCAGAAGAGGUUGGAGCAAAGUGAAAGUCAGAAGAAAGAGCUUGAGAAAAUGGUUGAGGACGGUAAUUCUCAAAAUGAAGAUCUUAUGAAAGAGCUUGAGAAGAUUCAAGCUGAAAAGAUUAACCUCAAUAUAGCGCUUGAGCAGAAAAAUAAAGCUUACAAAGAUGGAGCCUUUCUUUUUAGGAAGAAGCAACUUGAGAACAUAGAGCUUACCAAGAAAAUGGCUGAGCUAGAGGGGGAAGCUGAUCUAAACAAAGAGCUUGAAAUUAAUUUUGAGAGAGAGCUUGAGCGUAAUGAAUGUCAGCAGAAAGAGCUUGAGCAGACUAGAGCUGAAAAGCUAGAGCUUACGUUUCAGGUUGAACAGACUAAAACUGAAAAGAUAAAUCUUAUGAAAGCUCUUGCACAGAUGGAGAUGCAACUGCACGAAAUGAAUGGGACGGUUGUUUUAGAGCAACAGAAGGCUGAUGAGUUGGCGGCGUCUUUGGCCAAAGAACGAAAGAAACGGAAGAGUUAUCGGAAAAAGCUCCAGUCUGCCAACAGUGAAUUGGAAAAGAAGCUUGAUGGUGUACAGAAGAAGUCUGCCGGCAGUGAAUUGGAAAAGAAGCUUGAUGAUGUACAGGAGUCUGCCAACAGUGAAUUGGAAAAGAAGCUUGUUGAUGUACAGGAGUCUUCCAGCAAUGAAUUGGAAAAGAAGCUUGAUGAUGUACAGGAGGAGUCUUCCAGCAAUGAAUUGGAAAAGAAGCUUGAUGAUGUACAGGAGGAGUCUUCCAGCAAUGAAUUUGAAAAGAAGCUUGAUGAUGUACAGGAGUCUGCCGGCAGUGAGUUGGAAAAGAAGCUUGAUGAUGUACAGAAGGAGUCUGGCAGCACUGAAUUGGAAAAGAAGGUUGAUGAUGAACAGAAGGAAAGCUCAGAUGAGCUCGAAGUUUCUGAUGAUGAUUGGCUUAAAGUUUAAGUAGCUUUAUUUGACUUAAGUUCGGUUGCCAUAGAUUUAAACGCUUAACUUUGUUUAAUUUGUUUAAAGUACAUCAUAUGUAUGUAACUUGCCUAAAUCUUUUUGCGGUUGGAACAAACGAUUGAUUAUAUAUGCUUUUUACCGGUAAAUAACUAUUUGUGGAUUUUCAAGUCAUAUGGUUUUUUUUUUUUUUUUUUUCCUUUCUCGUAUCUGCUUUCCCGUUUCUUCCUUACCCCCUUCAUUUUCUCGAUCUCUUUUUAUUAUUUUAUGUCUCUGAAGAUUGCAAUGUUUGUUUUAAUGUUAAGUAUCUUUUACAAUUUUUUGUUAUCAGAGUAAUUUCAUGUAGAUUCCAACCACAUGAGGCGUAUUCUCCACUGAACCCUAAUAAGUUUGCUUUCUUCUACAGUUGGUGUUUGUUACUAUAUAUUUUUUUAAUAUAUAUGAUAUUAUCUACAUAGAGGUGGGGAGUUGGAUAAGCCUCACAAUGGGCUAGCCAUAAUAAUUUGGUUUGCAUUUGCUUUUGAUGAGGAUCAAACUUAAGACCUUUCACUUACAAAUGAAAAGGAAUACCACUAGACAUUAAUACUAAAUAGCGGCGCUUGUACCAUUUUGACUGAUAAAAAUGACACUAUCUAAACAUU